AAUCAUUUCUACUGCUGAGGACUUGCCUUAAUUGUUUAGUUAGUACAGAAACAAUCAUAAUUGCAAAGAGGCCAUCUCUUUUACGCUCGCCAGUGCCCAACGUCACAGAAUAGGAGGGAGGAGAAGUGACAAGUCACAGGUGACCGGAGCUAAACUGGAAACUUUGUCGUCUUACCAGACUAUACACGACGGUCCGGUGGAAUAAGUGGAGGAAGUAAUAUCCUGAAGGAGAACUGAGGCCGUGAUAUGGCGUUGGAGGCGGUAGAAGACCUUGCUCUUCACAUAAUUCUUUUGGAACUAGGUCCCAAAGAUACUGUGAAGGUUUCCUGUGUCAGCAAAAGGCUUAGGGAUUCUGCUUCUGGUGACCUUCUGUGGUCCAAAUUUUGUCUUGAUGAUCUUGAUCUCGUAUCCCCUCAAGACCCUCAUGGAAACCCUGCUCCCUCUUUCAAGGUAGCUUAUCAAUUAUGGAGAGAAGCUUUUGCUAUGUACCCAUGGCCACUUGUUCUGCGAGUGAAAAGAUGUUGGGGCAGGAUUAGGAGUUGGUUGAGCAAUAAUUUUCCGGAGGCAAAGGCUACCCUUCGAGGAGGGGCGUCAGAAUCUGAUAUUGAACAAUUAGAGAACCUCUUAGAACGAGCACUGGAUACUGAUUCACUGAAUCUGAGCAGAGACUCCUCUCCUCCCUCCGUCUUCUUAUUGCCCGAUAUCCGUCGUAUGGAGGAAGAAGAAACUGAUGAAGCAGAAGCAAGGCAAGGAGAUGGGGUCGGAGUUCGUGGCAAUGGGAGAUCGUCAAGGUUUCCUGUGCCAGCAAAAGUCUUAGGAAUUCUGCCUCUGAUGAGUCUCUCUGGUCCAAAUUCUGCUUUGAUGAGCUUCAUCUAUCAUCCCUUCAAGACUCUCUAGGAAACCCAGUUCCCUCUUCCAAGGUUUUUGGAGAAGUAGAGAGAAGUGCUUCAAUUUGGUUUAUUUAUAAUGUAUGAAUUAAGUAGAGAUUAAUCAGGGGAGAACAAUUCCUGAAAAUUAUUUGAAGACUAGAAGUGUUGGUAAUGCUCUCUGGUUGUGUAUUUUCAUGCAGCUUAUCAAUUAUGUAGAGAACUAAGAAGCUUUUACCAUGUACCCAUGGCCACUUGUUCUUUGAGUGAAAAGAUGUCGGGGAAAGGUUAAAAACUGGUUGAGCCAGAUGAAAAAUUAGAGUGCCUCUACUAAAUGUGAAAUUGCCUC
Rubroshorea leprosula is the source of this 1215-nucleotide messenger RNA. The record is from the annotation of a GenBank genome assembly. Lineage: Eukaryota; Viridiplantae; Streptophyta; Magnoliopsida; Malvales; Dipterocarpaceae.